Messenger RNA from Penicillium paradoxum, 522 nucleotides. RefSeq lists its product as uncharacterized. The record is from RefSeq and is a predicted model, not a curated record. Lineage: Eukaryota; Fungi; Ascomycota; Eurotiomycetes; Eurotiales; Aspergillaceae. The coding region runs from base 1 to 522 and encodes 173 amino acids. The transcript has a single exon.
AUGGCCUCCGGACUCAUUUUCAAUCCCUACACUCUCCUCCACGUCCUCCCACUUGCAACCAGCACAGGGACACUCGCGCACGCGAUUCUCGAACACACCGCAUUCAAUGCCUUCCUAACCCCAUCCAUCCGGCAACCCUCGGACAAGAUCCUGCCGACGUGGUUCAGCCGCGUCUUCAACCGCGCCGUGUGGACCGUGCUCGCCCUGAACUUGGGCACGAUCACCUCCGCCGCCGCGACUCUCUUCUUGGACCGCCAUUACCCGUCCCGGCGCCCGCUGCAGACUUCCGCGUUCUACUGGGCGGGACUAGUGGGCGCCGUGGGACAUUUGGCGUUUGUGCCGUUUGUGGCGGGGCCUGUGCAGCGGAUUGUGGAGGAUACGGCAGUCAAGGAGGAUGCUGGGGAGAGUGGAAUUGGGGCGACGGGGGAUAUGGCGCGAUGGUUGAGUGUUCAUCGGAUUAGGAUGGCUGUUGCGGAUCUGCCUGCUUGGAUUGCUUUCGUGGGGGCUAUCUUGACUUUGUAG